AUGAGUGGUGACAAGAAACGACGUGGCGGUAAACAAACUAACCAGCCUGCAUCAGCCACCCCAAAAGACUAUCGGAACGACCACUGUGAGGACGAACCACCACGCAGCCAGCGCCGACGUCAGAGCAAGGGAUCGGCAUACCACAUCCUGCCCGCCUCGCACCAGUUGAGCGCUCGAACACGGGUCGACAGAUCGACACUUAGACGAGCGACACUGACGCCAAACUUGCCGGGCAUAGGUACUCCCCGGGUUAAAAUCAUGAGCGACGUCGCCAAACAGAAAGGAUCGGCGGUGGUUUUUCAGGACACUGGCAGCCCAAAGCAAUCGGUGGUUACGAUAACGGCGAACAAACCGCAACGUCCCUCUGAAGGAGGAGGAAAUGACAUAUUCAAGCAAAUGAGAAUAGAAGCAGCAAAAAAAGCCCGUGAACGGUUCCAGCAUGCUAUCCGCCUUAUUCUCACUCUAAUACGGGUUUUCAACAUGAUACAAUCUAGGGCUGAAAAAGAAGCUCAUUCUAAAGCACAGAUGACAUUUACAGAAAUAGCGGAACAGUUCCAAUCCGAUGAAAUGAAGAAUAGUGGACUGUCGUUUAAUCCAAACGACUUCAAAGCAAAGCGGGAGAUAAAUAUAAGCAGCGAAGUCAAAAAUAUUUUAAGUUUACCAAGUGAGCAGAGAAGUCCGGAACAACUACUGACCGCUCUCUAUGGUCUGCAGACGAUGAAGUCAUUUGCCGAAUAUCCUCUCCAUAUGCAAGAAAAGUUAACCAGAGUCGCAUGGUUUGAAAAUAUACCCCCGCGAAAAGUAAUUAUCCGACAAGGUCAUUAUGCAGAAGCUUUUUAUUUCAUCAUAUCAGGAAGUGCCGUUGUGACGAUUAUGGAGACCAAUCCGGUUACCGGAGAGGCGAAAUUGCGAACGGCGACAGUGCUACGAAAGGGCAGCAGCUUUGGCGAGUUAGCAUUGCUGCACCACAGCGUUCGCACGGCGACAGUGUCAAGCCAGGGACACGUGCAGUUACUCGCCAUCGGCAGGGAAGACUUUUUUGAUAUAUUCAUGAGAGGUCAAAGGCCAGGUGAAGAACCAGAACACAUAACAUUCCUAAGACAAGUAGAAUGCCUUAAAGAUUUUCCGUUUGAGAAGCUAAUGGAACAUCCCGAACGAUGUUUAUUUCAUUUUUACAAACGCGGGCAGAUUAUAGUAAAAGAUAGUAAUUCUUCGGAAUGGCUAUAUGUAGUGAAAUCGGGAACAUGUCAAGUUUUAAAGCAACUGAAAGCUGUGAAACCCGGUGAAUAUCACGCACAUAGGGGUGUUAAACUUCCGCGGAUUGACGACUCUGGUGGUGGCGUCAGCAGAGCAAGACACAGCGAGAGACAGCGAGCUCUGUCUAUGUCGCCAAGAAACCAAAAAGACAGUAUGCUGUCUGAAUUAGAAGAGGCCAGAGACGAGCUACGACCACUACCUAAUCUAUUCUUGACACGAACUCGAACUGCCGACAGCAUCCAGGAAGUAAAUAGACUAACGUCGCCUUCAUCUUCAUCAUCUAGCUCGUCGACGCCAUCACCGACGUCUCCCGUGUCAGAAUUCGAUAUCCGUAAAGGCGCAGUGCUGAUUAAGAAGUCAGUUUCCAAAAGCAAAUAUCGUAAUUUCACAUCAGCGAAAAAAAGUCGUGUUAAAAUAGAUGAGGCGAAUAAUCCAUCCCCUUACAGCAGAAACAAAGAAAACUAUCUCACUCCUCGGCCCAAGGACAAAAAGGAUAAAUCUGUAUUUGUGCAACUGGAGUUACUAUAUCCAAAACACGUGUUCGGUUUAAAUACAUUGAUUUUUGACGAGGACCUUAUAGCCGUUCAGCAAACCAGUGUCCACUUAAUAAGCCGGGGAGCAGAAUGUAUAAUGCUUCACAAAUCGUUCUUCACGAAACACGCAGACGACAAAGUGAGGCGCGCGGUACGUCAAUCUCACCGCCCUUACCCGACCACGGAGACGCUACAAGACCAUCUACAGGACUUCACUAACUGGAAUCAUUUCAAGAAAGAAGCAGUACAUACAAUAGUUUGGGGAAAAUCGUGACAGGCGUGAUAUAGGUGGACAAGGAUAGAUGCUGUCGAUUUGGAACAAUACGAUAGUGUUUACGGAUUAUGAAAUUGGACGAUAAAUUGUAUCGGGUGACGAUUGAGAUUUUAUGUUUGUUUUUGCUGGAAAGUGACAUGCGUGGACAUAGUGUGUGCAUUAUUCAAAUGAUGCACCGUGACGUCAGUUAACUUUAAUAAUUACAGACGCUGUGUUAAAUAUAUACGAGUAUUCAUCUUAUAAGUAUGCGCUCAUGAACGCAUGAGGGCGCAAACUUGUUAUGGGACUUUCAUUUUUUCUGAUAUGUUUCUACGUAUGUGAUAAUCACAUACUGAACAAAAUGAAUUUAAUUUGUGAAAAAAUAUUAAAUUUAUAAUAUUGACAAAUUACCAGUACUACAUGGAGGUCAAUUUUAAGUACGCUAUUUGACAACAACGAGUUUAUCAUUAUUUUAAUGACGUUCAAGAUUAUUGAUUAAUUAAUUGUUUGGUUGAGUAUGCAUGUGUAAUAUGAUAUUGAAAAAUAAAAAAAAAAUAUGUUUAUUAUGUUUUCAAA
Messenger RNA from Saccoglossus kowalevskii, 2619 nucleotides. RefSeq lists its product as uncharacterized. The record is from RefSeq and is a predicted model, not a curated record. Lineage: Eukaryota; Metazoa; Hemichordata; Enteropneusta; Harrimaniidae.